Molecule: messenger RNA, 941 nt
Organism: Nelumbo nucifera (sacred lotus)
Lineage: Eukaryota; Viridiplantae; Streptophyta; Magnoliopsida; Proteales; Nelumbonaceae
Product: pathogen-related protein-like
Source: RefSeq, a predicted model, not a curated record
GUGCAUCUCUAUAUAUGAUAUGACACUUAUUCCUCCAUAAACGACCUACUCCACUUACAGAGAAGAUGGCUUCUCCAACAGUUGAGGGAGAUAAGUAUCGGUCUCACAUCUAUGGCGAAGCAGAGAAGAACACCAAGUGGAGAUGGGGAGCUCCUCCCAACUAUGACGUAGUAAACAAACUCUUCGAAGAAGGCAGAACUAAGAUAUGGCCCCCUGGUUCUCUUGAAGAAAAGGUCCAGAACCUUGUCAAGACAUGGGAAAUGGAGAUGUUCCAUAAGACAGGCUUUAACGACUACAAAACCGUCGACCCAGAGAAGUACAGGUUCAGUCUCAAUGGAAGGCCACUGAUAUCUCUAGAAGAAAAGCGUCGUCUCGGUGGAGGCUAUAAUUCACUGUUGCAGACCUCCUUGCCGGAGGAAUACCGCUGCUAUAAUCCGGAUGUUGAAACGGUAGAUUCAGCUCACCAGGCCUUCACCACAGCAUUCCCUCGUGGGUUUGCUCUUGAGAUUCUGCAAGUUUAUUCUGGUCCACCUGUAAUUGUGUACAAGUUCAGGCACUGGGGAUUCAUGGAGGGUCCCUUUAAAGGGCAUGCCCCAACAAGAGAGAUGGUGGAAUUAUAUGGGAUGGCCAUUUUUGAGUUGGACGAACAGAUGAGGAUAGUGAAAGUGGAAUUCUUUUACGAUCGUGGAGAACUGCUUGGAGGUCUUAUGAAGGGUGAAAGUUCAGCCAACUCCAUAGAACAGGGCCCUUCAAGUUGCCCUUUUUUAAGAAAUACGGGAUAGUUAUAUUACAAAUUUUCAGAAGAUGGUUGUAAUUUUGAACGUUUCAAUGGAAACAUUUCUUUAGGAUUCUGAUUUCGCUCCAGAAGUUAGAUUUCUAAACGAAUAUGUCCUAAACUUUUAGGGAAAGAAGAUCAGGAAUAUAAUUCCACUUUUUAUUCA